GGCCCCUCUCUUCAGGCAGGCAUUGCAGGAAGCGGAAGUGGACAUGGGUGUCCCUACUGCCUCUUAGCAACGCCAAGGGUCGGGCUGACCAAAAUCAGCUGACUGCGGCCGGCGGGGAGGAGGCGCGGAGCUGCUGGUACGGUCGCGAUUGGCCCGGCUGCGGACCCGAGCCCUACAGCCUGCGUCAGAAUGUCGGGCAAGGACCGGAUUGAGAUCUUUCCCUCGCGAAUGGCACAGACCAUCAUGAAGGCUCGUUUAAAAGGAGCACAGACAGGUCGAAACCUCCUGAAGAAAAAAUCUGAUGCCUUAACUCUUCGAUUUCGACAGAUCCUAAAGAAGAUAAUAGAGACUAAAAUGUUGAUGGGUGAAGUGAUGAGAGAAGCUGCCUUUUCACUGGCAGAGGCCAAGUUCACAGCAGGAGACUUCAGCACCACGGUUAUCCAAAAUGUAAAUAAAGCCCAAGUGAAGAUUCGAGCAAAGAAAGAUAAUGUAGCAGGUGUUACUUUGCCAGUAUUUGAACAUUACCAUGAAGGAACUGACAGCUAUGAACUGACUGGUUUAGCCAGAGGUGGGGAACAGUUGGCUAAACUAAAGAGGAACUAUGCCAAGGCAGUGGAACUACUGGUGGAGCUAGCUUCUCUGCAGACUUCCUUUGUUACACUGGAUGAAGCUAUCAAGAUAACCAACAGGCGUGUAAAUGCCAUAGAACAUGUCAUCAUUCCUCGGAUUGAACGUACCCUUGCUUAUAUCAUCACAGAGCUGGACGAGAGAGAGCGAGAAGAGUUCUAUAGGUUAAAGAAGAUACAGGAGAAGAAAAAGAUUCUUAAGGAAAAAUCUGAGAAGGACUUGGAGCAGCGGAAAAUAGCUGGAGAGGUGAUGGAGCCUGCUAACCUCCUGGCUGAGGAAAAGGAUGAGGAUCUCCUGUUUGAGUAAUCUUUUCUGUUCGGCUUCUUUCAGAACACCCCGGCACUAACUGUUCCAAUUCAGUGUGUAGCCUUGUUAUGUGUGGCUAUUUAUUUUUUGGCCUAAGAAUUUCACUGGCUGUAAAAUUUACCAGCAUGCCCUUUGGGGCUACUUUUCCCAAAUCAUGAUUCAGCAGCCAUUUGUGACAGGUGAAUGAGAUUUGUUAAACUUGCCUGUAAUUUACAGCAUUGACUCUGCAGAAGCAUCAUAUUCCAUUUGCAGCAGGUACAUGUGAUGUUUAGUAAACCUUGUAGGAAAUACUCCUUAGGAAACCUCAGUGGUCUCAGGCCAACUGCGGAGCAGCCUUCAAUCCUACCCACUUAUAAUCCUUGGCACUGUUGCUGAACCUGUCAUGGACAUCCUUGUUACUGUGGCCUUUCUCUUCUCAAGCUUUAGGAAAACUGUCAUUUUUUCCCCUUGCAUGACAGGUUGCUAUCUGUAAUGAGAUCAGUUCUGACAAUUUAUAUGACUAUGUAUAAAUAGUAAAGUGAUUUAAAAAACAA
Messenger RNA from Jaculus jaculus (lesser Egyptian jerboa), 1466 nucleotides. It is a transcript of the gene Atp6v1d, whose product is annotated as ATPase H+ transporting V1 subunit D. NCBI's taxonomy places the organism in Eukaryota, Metazoa, Chordata, Mammalia, Rodentia, Dipodidae. The record is from RefSeq and is a predicted model, not a curated record. The transcript has 9 exons. Gene Ontology annotation, molecular function: proton-transporting ATPase activity, rotational mechanism. Gene Ontology annotation, cellular component: proton-transporting V-type ATPase complex. Bases 190 to 933 code for a protein of 247 amino acids.